This is a messenger RNA of Zerene cesonia (dogface butterfly), 982 nucleotides long. RefSeq names its product pyridoxine-5'-phosphate oxidase-like (gene Pnpo). Lineage: Eukaryota; Metazoa; Arthropoda; Insecta; Lepidoptera; Pieridae. The record is from RefSeq and is a predicted model, not a curated record. Bases 186 to 947 code for a protein of 253 amino acids. The transcript has 6 exons. Gene Ontology annotation, biological process: pyridoxal 5'-phosphate biosynthetic process; pyridoxine biosynthetic process. Gene Ontology annotation, molecular function: FMN binding; pyridoxamine phosphate oxidase activity.
ACUGUCAAGAGGUAAGAAUUCAUGAUAAGGUUUGUGGUGAGGUUGUGUGAUAAAAAAAUUAUAAAAAGCUAUUCGUUUUCUACCACUUACCGUAGUAGUCAAAUACUUGUUUUCUAUAUUUCUUAUUAAUUAUUAUCUUCAGUGUAGCCUAUAUAACAAGUGAUUAAAUAGACCAGUUUUUGUCGAUGAGAAUUUUUAUUUCAUCAAUUUUACGAAGGACGUACGGAAAUAGUUUCUCAAGAAAAAUGAGUAUUGACAUUGGAGGUAUGCGUUUAAGAUAUAAGGAUAAAGAUGAUACUUUUCUAGAAAAACAUUUAGUGUCCAAAGAACCAUUUGGCCAAUUCAAAGCAUGGUUUGAAGAAGCCUGUACUAAGAAAGAAAUUUUAGAACCUAAUGCAAUGUGUUUGGCGACAGCCACAAAGGAUGGUAUACCCUCCGCUAGAUUUGUGUUAUUGAAAGGCUAUGGUAAGGAAGGCUUCAAAUUUUUCACCAAUUAUGGAAGUCGAAAGGCAAAGGAACUGGAUGAAAAUCCAAAUGUUGCUGCAACAUUUUAUUGGGAAGUUCUGAAUAGAUCUAUUAGAAUUGAGGGCCAUAUAGAAAAGAUUUCUGUGGAAGAGUCAACUACAUAUUUUCAUUCAAGACCUGUUCCAAGUCAAAUAGCAGCAUGUGCUAGUUACCAAAGCACUCCCAUUGAAUCAAGAGAUAUUCUGUGCGAGAGGGAAAAGGUUUUAGAAGCUGAAUAUUUGAUUCCUCAGAAGGAAGUCCCUAAGCCAGAGUUCUGGGGUGGUUACAUUAUUCGUCCAAGAAGUGUUGAAUUCUGGCAAGGUCAACGUGAUCGUCUACAUGACCGUAUUAAAUUCAGAAAGCCUAAAAAUGGAGAAACCCCAGAUGGAAAGCUUUUGCAUCAAGGUGAAGAGGGUUGGGUGUAUGAACGUCUAUCUCCUUAAACUAUUUUAUUUACAUUUUUUAAUAACUGAAUUUA